UCGCCUUUGCGGAUGCGCGAAGAUAUCUUGCCAGUGAUGGUCAGCUGUGACGGGAAAGGCCUCCGGAAAUGCGCCUUAGGCAUGUAACUCUGAAUUUCAGGGAUACCCUACGGCAUCACAAUGUACGUGUACGGUUCCGAGAUUACGUAGACAUGUAAUAUGUGUGUGCCUAGUGUAAAUUCACGGUGAAAAUCUGGCGUGAACGGUGCCGCGGUGGGUCUGGGAUCAUGGCGUCGGUCUCAGCCGAGACCCCAGCCGGCCACGGGCACAGCUUCAGCAAGAAAACGUUCCACAAGCCCACCUACUGUCACCACUGCAGCGACAUGCUGUGGGGGCUCAUACAGCAGGGGUACAUCUGCGAAGUGUGUAACUUCGUGGUGCACGACCGCUGUCUCAAGACCGUGGUCUCCCCAUGCUCCAGCAUCGCAGCCAGCCUCAUCAAGAAUCCUGUGGCACAUUGCUGGUCCGAGCAGACACACCAAAAACGCAAGUUCUGUAACGUUUGCCGCAAAAGACUGGAUGACAGUUUAUCCAUCCACUGUGAGGUAUGCGAGUACUAUGUGCAUACAGACUGCCAGGAUUUUGCCGUAGCAGAGUGCAAGGAGAACGCAACGUACCUGCCAGACAAGGAUCUGUCAUUAGUGCAUCACCAGCAUCACUGGCGUGAAGGCAACCUUCCUAGCAAUUCUAAAUGCAUUGUGUGUAAGAAGACUUGCUGGUCAGCGGAAUGCUUAGCAGGGUUUCGUUGUGAAUGGUGUGGUAUGACGUCCCAUGCAGUGUGUCACAAGCAGAUCACUGGAGAAUGUACAUUUGGAAAUCUGGAACCUAUCUACCUGCCCCCCCAUGCUGUCAGCAUACCUCGCACUGAGGUGCCCAUGGAGGCCAUCAUUGGGGUGCAGGUUCGGCGUAGAGAGACCAUGUCCCGUGAGUAUUCAUGCCGCUGCGAUGAUAGUGGGAGCCGAGUUUCAGCUGUCAUGAAGCGACUGUCACUUGUUUUGCCUCGCAGCUGCAAGGGCAAUUGCCACACCUCACCUCCUUACAUGAGAGCCCGCAGCAUAUCGGAGGAGUUCAGCAGUGGUGACACACGUUACCGUGAUAAUGAUGAUUACCCACACACUCGAGAGAAGGGGAAGGAGAAGGAGGACCGGGAUGAAGAAAUUAUUAAAGUUUAUGAUGGCAACGGUUCAUUUCGGCGCCGUAUUUUUCGCUUAAUCUGUGUGUCAAGACAGUCGACAACUGAGGAACUACUUACAGCUGCAUUGCGAGAAUUCCGUAUCACUAAAGAUCCAGGGUCCUUUUACUUAACGGACGUAUAUGCAAGUGAAGUUUCGAGGCUUGGUGAGGUGAAUGUAGUUGAUCCAUUGCCUGUAAUGAGUCUUCAUUGUAAGGAGGGCAGACGGCCUGCAGUCUUCUUACGCUUCAGGGAUCGUGACAACGACAGUGGUGAGGUGAGGGUGUACCCAGGAAAGCUGCAAGUAUCUGAGGCCUACUGUACUGUCCCUGUAAAUGGGGAAACAACAAUAGCAGAUCUGAUUCGAGAAUCACUGAUUCGUUUUGGGCUCGAAAAUUUUGAGUGUGAACAGUAUCGUCUGAGUGAAAUUCUGCUGGAUAGAGGAGUAACAGAGAGAGUCCUAUCAUGGGAUGAACGUCCUUGGGAAAUAGUGAAGCAACGUGGGAAGGAGUCAAUCCGUCAGAUGGAGCUUAUGAGGUUUUAUCUGCAGCUAAAGCAAGAUCCACAUGGUCCAAACCUUGCUCUGUUUGUUGGCAAUCUACCUCCUAACCUUUCCCAGCGAAACUAUGAAAACAUGCUCACCGAGUUUCUGGGGAAGGAAAACAAGUUUUCCUCCAUUGGACCAAUUUACUAUGAGUAUGGGUCAAUGGUCAUCACCUAUGAAGAUUCCAACAAGGCUGUACGAGCUCUAUACUGUCUGCGAGAAUCUUGCUAUGAGGAUAAACAUCUUUUGGUAAUGCUGCUCCCAAACAUUGAACCAAGUAUGGUCCCACCUGGAGUGCAGCCCCUGCUGGUGUUUGUGAAUGUUAAGUCUGGAGGGUGCCAAGGCUCGGAACUAAUUUCCAGCUUUCGAAAACUGCUCAACCCAUAUCAAGUAUUUGACCUUGACAAUGGUGGGCCUCUCCCUGGGCUGUACGUGUUCCGCCACAUUAAAGAUUAUAAAAUUCUGGUGUGUGGAGGAGAUGGCACUAUUGGUUGGGUUCUCCAGUGUCUAGACAAUGUGGGACAGGACAGUGAAUGUUCCUCUCCAGCAUGUGCCAUAGUCCCACUUGGAACAGGAAAUGAUCUGGCACGUGUGUUACGAUGGGGGCCAGGUUAUACAGGAGGUGAAGACCCACUGAAUCUUCUGCGGGAUGUAAUUGAUGCUGAGGAAAUUCGUCUGGAUCGCUGGACUGUUGUAUUUCAUCCAGAAGACAAAGCUGAUGACAAAGGGCAACAACCUCUCAAUCCAUCAGCUGGUUCUACAAGUGAAGAUAACACACAGAUCUUUGUAAUGAAUAAUUACUUUGGAAUUGGAAUUGAUGCGGAUCUAUGUUUGGACUUCCACAAUGCCAGAGAGGAGAACCCCAACAAGUUCAAUAGCAGGUUACAUAAUAAGGGUGUCUACGUGAAGAUGGGUCUGCGUAAGAUGGUAGGACGCAAACUGUGCAAGGACCUGCACAAGGAGAUUCGUCUUGAAGUGGAUGGGAAAUUAGUGGAAUUGCCACAAGUUGAAGGAAUCAUCAUUCUCAACAUCCUCAGCUGGGGUUCUGGGGCCAACCCUUGGGGUCCAGAGAAAGAAGAUCAGUUUUCAAAGCCCAAUCACUGGGAUGGCAUGCUUGAAGUGGUUGGUGUUACUGGCGUGGUACAUCUCGGUCAGAUCCAAUCAGGCUUUCGUUCAGCCUUGAGAAUCGCUCAGGGUGGCCACAUAAAGAUCCACCUGAAUUCUGACAUCCCAGUGCAGGUGGAUGGAGAACCCUGGGUUCAGAGCCCAGGGGAUGUCGUCGUUCUUAAAUCAGCUCUCAAGGCAACCAUGCUGAAGAAAAAUAAGAUCAAGCGGCGUAACACUGAACCGUCCAUCUUGCCAGCAAACGGGGAGGGGGGGAAGAGCAGUGAUGACUGAAUCCAUUCCCUGCCCUUCCAUAACAUACUGGUGCAGACUGGGGGUUUGGAAAUCACACUACCUCUGGUGUUUAUUUCUCCUUCAUGUGCCAUCUUCCAAAAGGACACAAUUCCUUUAACUACAAGCCUUCAUAUAUGUGGACAUGCGUGUGCAUGUGACAUUUGGUGUUGUUGAGGCGCAAGAGUGGCAUGUGGUUUUUCUUUUGUGGUUAACCCCCAGGUUGCACCAUACUGUUUUGUUAAUUUUUCUUGUGUACUUAAUGCACCCUGCCUGUGACCCUGAUUUAGCUGCAUCUAUCCUUAGCAUUUUAAUCUUACUGCAGCUUCUUCAGUAGUUUCCUCAAACUUUUGUAUAUGUGAGGGUGAGAUCCACUUUUUAAGUAUUGACGUCAAAUUCUUCUCUUUCCUUUGCACUGUUUUUUUUGCCCCUUCCAAUGACCUCCCCCUCCCCGUAGGCCACUAUGUUGAAGAAGAUGAAGGGCAAGAUGAAACGACGCAACACAGAGCCACUGAUGCUGGUGUCACCAGGUGCUCAGUUUGUGCUGCCUCAAGAUGCAUCAGCUAACCAUAACAACACUGUGUUCUGAAGAAGGAGAUGCGUUGUGUUGCCUGCUUCUUGCCAUCUGGUGGUGCCAUGAAGAAAGAUGAAAAGUUCUACAGUCAAAUAAACAUGGUGAAUAAUGGAAAAUCAGCACACAAAACUAUAACCAGCAUGGUUAUGUUGGUUCUGAUUGUUGUGCAACAGUGCGACCUUUUGUUGUUCAUUUAAUUUUUCCUUGUGAUUGCCAGUUUGUAGGUUAAGGUAGAUCUCAUUUUCUGUGCCCUCCCACCUCUCCUGAGGAAGUGCCGUGCCGAAAAAUUUGGGUCCACCCCGCACGAUAAAAGGAACCAAAAGUUGUUCCUUCUUGCAGUAUUAACAUGUCCAAGGGCCCAAUGAUGAUGGUACGGCCAUGUACAGUAACUAGUCACUCACAAAUCCCAAGUGAUGCGAUGUGUGUGUUCUUUCUCAAAACUGGGCAUGUGUUUUCACAACAGUCAUGUGAGCGACUGCAUGUACGCUUAAGUUUUGCAUUUAUGUUCUCUAGUAAUGUAUACUGUAAUGAUAACUAUUACGUUAAAAGUAUGGUAUUUUACCAAUGGACUUGAACAAGACAACAGGCUUUUUGCUGUUGUUCCUUGUUCGUGAACAGUGUAGGAAGCACAAUGGAGCAUAGAAAAAAGUUGUUACAAUGUAUUAUUAAGUAUAGAUCUAUUUUAUUGUUGGUCAUAGUAUUGUUGUGGAUCUGAUUCUCAGAUCUUAAUGCGGUUUAUACCGUAAAUUUAGUCGGUAGAGAGUUGGAUGACAUGGUAGGCUGGUAUCUGAGGUUCUCCUAUAACCUUCAAUUCUGAAUGGUAUUUCUCUUCCGACUUAUGUCGGCAUAUUUCUAGUCAUAAGAAUCUUGCAUGAAGGCAGGAUUUCAGUCACAUCUGGCCAUUAAGGUGAACUCACAACGAAACAACCCCACCUGAUGGGGCUCGUCUCAGUUUGAGAAUGGACAGAUCCUGUUGGAUCGAAACUUGUUCGGCCUUAUGAUUACUACCACAUAUGUACUGGUGGCUUAUAAGUAGCCACUCAUACAUUUAAUACACUUUAUUCUAAAUGUGAAGUGUACAUAAAGAAUUCAUGUAUAACCUGAUACUGACAAAAUAAAGCUAGAACUUUGUCACUUUGAGUACAGAAUAGUGACACUGUUCAGCUAAAGAAACAUAUUUCUAUAUGUAAAACAUUCCACGAGGAUAAAUGAGCACAUCUAAUGAGACUGAAAUUGGGCAACAAAAAUAUUACAACUGCCCAAAAGAGAGUAACCUCCCUGAUGGCUCAUACCAUCUAAGGCAGACAGCUGUAUGCUGUGCUCCCUUAGUUAAACAUCGUUGGAAUAUCAAUAUUACAAUCAGAAUGUGACACCUAUUAAUCCACCCAGUUUCUCUGUGCACAUGCUCUUGUAAGGGAUACAGGGACAUGAGGCAUCUACUUAAGUCGUUCAGAGAAUGUUUAUUAUCCAGUUGGUAUUAAGUCUGAAUUUGUGAGAAGUUAUAAGGUGCAAGCAAUAGUUUGAAUUGUCAGCUCCAAGAAGUAGAAGAAUAUUACAAAUCAAAAUGGUUGUUUGAA
Molecule: messenger RNA, 5261 nt
Organism: Cryptotermes secundus
Lineage: Eukaryota; Metazoa; Arthropoda; Insecta; Blattodea; Kalotermitidae
Product: diacylglycerol kinase theta
Exons: 20
Coding region: 228-3113 (961 amino acids)
Biological process (GO): diacylglycerol metabolic process; intracellular signal transduction; lipid phosphorylation
Molecular function (GO): nucleic acid binding; ATP-dependent diacylglycerol kinase activity
Source: RefSeq, a predicted model, not a curated record